Carya illinoinensis is the source of this 1374-nucleotide messenger RNA. RefSeq names its product pyruvate dehydrogenase E1 component subunit beta-3, chloroplastic. The record is from RefSeq and is a predicted model, not a curated record. Gene Ontology annotation, molecular function: pyruvate dehydrogenase (acetyl-transferring) activity. NCBI's taxonomy places the organism in Eukaryota, Viridiplantae, Streptophyta, Magnoliopsida, Fagales, Juglandaceae. Gene Ontology annotation, biological process: pyruvate decarboxylation to acetyl-CoA.
UCGUCCAAUCCACGCACGAAUCACUCGUCGUUGUUAGCUGCUUAAGCUCCUCAAUUUCUCCGUCCAUUUUCAUUCUCAAUCUCUUUCCCUUUUUCUUUCAUAUGAAUCCAGCUCCUACUCACUUUCUCUCUGCAUCCCAUCUCUCGCUCUUUACGUGUGUCGUCGUUUUUUUCUUUUCUUGGUCUUAUCGGAGUUGAUCAGAUGGCCACCUUGUUUCAGGGAGUGAGUGCUGCAACGGCUUUCUCGACCUCCAAGUUCCUCGACUCCAGCAAAUUCCAGCUCCCUUCUCGAAGAUCCCUCUCAGAGAGGAACGCAAGCUUUCUUGUUGUGAGAUCUGAUGGAAGGGUUGUCCCACGUUCGAACGCGAGAGGGCGCAGGGCAGUGCAGUUGAUUACUAAUGCAGCUAAACCCGACAGUUUUGCGGCUUCUACGGCUUCAAAACCCGGGCAUGAACUUUUACUUGUUAAAGCCCUAAGAGAAGACUUGGAAAGAGAAAUGGAUAGGGAUCACCAUGUGUGUGUUAUGGGUGAGGAUGUGGGUCAUCAUGGAGGGCAAUUCAAGGUGACCAAAGGCCUGGCGGAAAAGUAUAGGGAUCUCAGGGUUCUUGACACCCAUAUUGCUGAGAAAUCCUUCACAGGUAUGGGUAUUGGAGCUGCCAUGACUGGUCUGAGGCCAAUUAUUGAGGGUAUGAGCAUGGGAUUUCUCCUUUUAGCCUUUAACCAGAUUUCCAACAACUGUGGCAUGCUCCACUAUACAUCCGGUGUCCAGUUUAAAAUUCCAGUUGUUAUUUGUAGACCCAGUGGAUCAGUUGGUCGGGUUGCACAUUCCCAUCGUCUUGAGUCAUAUUUUCAACCAAUCCCUAGAAUCCAAAUGGUGGCAUGCUCGACUCCAUAUAAUGCGAAGGGCUUGAUGAAAGUUGCAAUUCGAAGUGACAACCCGGUGAUACUUUUCAAGCACGUUCUACUUUACGACCUCAAGGAAAGAAUUCCAGAUGAAGAAUAUAUAUGUUCUCUAGAAGAAGGUGAGAUAGUUAGGCCUGGGGAGCAUGUCACUAUUUUAACCUACUCCUGGAAGAGGCAUCAUGUAAUGCAGGCAGCUAAAACUUUGGUUAAUAAGGGUUAUGAUCUUGAAGUAAUUCAUAUCAGAUCACUGAAACCUUUUGAUCUCUACACGAUUGGGAAUUCGGAAAAGACGCAUCGAGUGUUGAUACUAGAAGAGUGCAUGCGGACUGGAGGGAUUGGUGCUAGCUUGACGGCUGCUAUUGCUGAGAAUUUCCAUGAUUAUUUGGAUGCCCCGAUUGUAUAUCUAUAUUCGCUAUUGGGAAUUUGGACCUCUCAAAUUCACCGCCCUAAAAUCUACUAUUUGCAAGAAUAA